AUGAGUGCAUGUGUCAUUGGUAUCACCCCUACCAGUGAAAAUGAGCCGCAACAACAAAAUGGUCGAAGAGCCACAAAAGAAAAGAUGAAGUUGGAAACCAAAGAUAAAACAAGUCGUAAAAAAAAACAAAAACGUCAUAAUUCUGAACAUGAUACUGAAAGUGUUUCUAGUGGAGGCAGUGGUAAACCAAAAAAGGAAUUGGAAAUCGAGAUGGAUCCUUCAGUUUUACAGAGACGUCAGAAACAAAUUGAUUUUGGAAAAAAUACAGUUGGCUACCAGAAUUACUUAUCUAAGGUUUCUAUAUCAGACAGAGCAAAAGAAGACCCAAAAACACCAGAUAAGUAUUCUAAGUAUAGUAGGAGGUCUUGGGAUAUGCUCAUCAAAAUAUGGAGAAAGAAAUUACAUGAAUAUGAUGUUGAUGGUAAAAGUUCUAAAGCUGACCAUUAUUCUGAUAUAGAAAGUGAGGGAUAA
Pieris macdunnoughi is the source of this 471-nucleotide messenger RNA. The record is from the annotation of a GenBank genome assembly. NCBI's taxonomy places the organism in Eukaryota, Metazoa, Arthropoda, Insecta, Lepidoptera, Pieridae.